AGUGUAAAAAUAUCCGAACGGGUUCUAUACCUUUAUAUUGAAAUACCUAAAAUAUUAAAUACCCGAUACGAACCCGAACAUGUAUCCGAAUGCCCAUCCCUACGAUAUAUGAUCAUUUGUCUCUUGCUUGAACCAAAAAAGUGAAACCACUGAUCACAAACUUUUCAAUGUGGGACUUUUACCAUUUUUAGUAAUUUAUAGUCGUUUUUAAAAAUUCAAAAUAUAACAUAUAAGAAACAGUCUAAAUUUUUUAAUUAUAUCUUUAAAGUGAUUGCUUAAUUUCUUUUAAUAAUAUAAAAUUAAACAGAAAAAGAGAGGAUACAAAAAUUGUUAUCAAAUAUGUAUUAUUCAUAACAAUUAAUUGUCAUAUAUAUGUUAACUAAAUUAGAUAAUUCCGUAGAUUUUAUUUAAAGAAAAAAAAAUGAUUAUUCUUUGGUACUAAAUUAAUUUGAUAGGUAGUUUAAUAAAUAGCAUCGUAUAAGUUUAUAUGGACCGACUUAUUUUUGUAAAAAUCAUUCUCGUGAUGACACGUGACUUCGAAAACAUCUUGUAAUACUCCACGAUUAAUAUAUAGUGGAUAUAUAUUAAAACUGAUGAAGCUCCAGACGUAAACCCAUAGAAACAAUUUUUUGUUGUUGUACAACCCCAUAGAAACAAUUAAAACCCCGUAUAGUGCAAAUGACAAGCUUCAAUUCACAUAAAAUACAACAUCUAAAUAUUCUACUGUUAGUCUUAGUUAGGAGUUAUCGGAACAACCAAUCUCCCAAACUGCAACUGCACAUAUAUAGCUCAAAUUACUUGAAAAGAUAUAUUCUUUCACACACAAAAAAUAUGCUACACAUAACAAAAAAAAAAACUCCUCAUAAAAGAAACGUGGAAAAAUCACAAACAGAACUAAAAUAUUUAAUGGCAUAUCAUAAAAUCACUAAUAAAAAUAAAAUAUUUGAUCACAUACCAUAAAUGAUUCUCACCUAACAAAUCUAAGCGAGUAGCUCCAAAAAAGAAUUAAAAGCGUUGACUGACCAUGUACAUAAAAAGUAUUCAUUACCAAUAUUGAGAAAUGUAAUAGAAGAUUUUCAUAUGUAGAAAUUAAAAAUAGUCAACAUAGAAUAUGCGAUUCCUAUUUUAAAGUUUAUAUUUUAGUCUAUGUGUAUGCAUACUAACACUAUAAAUAGAUAGAUAUGCAAAGGUCUAAACCACACACUCAUUCUCAAGAUGCCUUCCCUACCAAAUGAGUUCAUCCCUUAUACCGAUAAUACCAUGACCCAAAAUGAUUUUGUUCCCAUCCAGAUUAACCGAAACGAGACCCGAACGGUGGUUCGAUCAACGUUCGUUACUUCUGGAAACACAAACUAUGCCAAUUUGUUUUCUCCAUCUCCGCCUUUUACUUCUUCUUACCGUGCUUCACAAGUCUAUUCAUCUACCUUAACAUUCAACAGUUCACGCAUGGCUUAUCAGCCGAGAAAUAACAUGGUUUCUGCUGUGAGAAUGCGUCAAAUCUCAGGAUUUGUUAACCCUCAUUUUUCUCCAGUUUUGGCCACUCCAACCAUCCCAAACAUGUAUCAUCAUGCUACUGUCCCAACCAAUAAUAUGGUCACUAGCCAAAAUGGUCAUGACCGUGUCAUAACUUCUGGUCAAACCAUUAGAAAUCACUCUCCAAAUGUUUUUGGUAACGCCACUCCAACUAUCUCAAACAUGUAUGAUGAUGUUAUGGUUCCGACCAAUAAUAUGGUCACUAGCCAAAAUGGUCAUGAACGUGUCAUAACUUCUGAUCCAACCAUUAACCCUCCAAAUGUUUUUAAUAACAACCGGGAAACCUUUUACCCUGAACCUAUCGAUUACACUAAAGUCGACACAAAUGACAAAGGUGGUGAAAACAAGUAUCAAACCCAUGGCAUACCAAAUGAAAAUCACGGUUCAUAUAUGUGUCCUCAGUGUCACAGUCAGUUUGAUAUUUCACCAAUAAUAUCAGCUGCACGCAUGGGGUUAGUUCAUUCUAGCAAUGAGACUAAAGAUCAGGAAAACGAGAAAGGACCUUGUGCAAGAACUAAAAAAAGGUAUCGUGAACAAAGUCAUCCUGAAGUCAAUGGUAAAGCUCGGAAGAUCGAAUCGGAGGACAAAGUUCCAGAAGAGAGCUGUGGCUCUAAAACUAAUUAAUCAAAUAUCAUAUAAGUUAAGAAAUAUGUAUUUUGAAUUAAGCUUUUAGUAUUAAUAUCUAUAUGUUUGUAUUAACUUAUGAUAUAUGUAAAAUAAAUAAAGCUGAAUUUCUUUUUUCUUGUUUUCUUUUCACAUUCAUCACA
Messenger RNA from Brassica napus (rape), 2300 nucleotides. RefSeq lists its product as uncharacterized. The record is from RefSeq and is a predicted model, not a curated record. NCBI's taxonomy places the organism in Eukaryota, Viridiplantae, Streptophyta, Magnoliopsida, Brassicales, Brassicaceae. The transcript has a single exon. The coding region runs from base 1216 to 2157 and encodes 313 amino acids.